Molecule: messenger RNA, 1704 nt
Organism: Impatiens glandulifera
Lineage: Eukaryota; Viridiplantae; Streptophyta; Magnoliopsida; Ericales; Balsaminaceae
Exons: 13
Coding region: 74-1459 (461 amino acids)
Source: RefSeq, a predicted model, not a curated record
CACAAUCUUUCAAAUUCUUACUGAGUUUCCAUAUUUUGCCGCCCAGAGAUUGUGUUUGUGGAAGAAACCGAAGAUGACAAUGGAGGAUAUGGAUGAACCUCUCGAUUUCGAGGCCGAAGACCUGCAACUCCGGUCUCUUCCUCCCGUUAAAAAGAGGAAACAACUCAUUAACUUGGAUGAUCUUUUAAAUGAUCACAUGAAGGAGAAAGAGACUCUGAAAAAUAAAAGAUUAAAGAAGGCUAAGCGUGAAAUGAAAAGAUGCACUUCAGAUGAUGAGGAGGAGGACAACAGAGUCGUUUUGUUGACUGAAUGUGUAGAUAGAUGCCAAAAAGAGAUUGGACAAAUAAGCGGUGAUGAUGAAAUCCACAAGUGGGGACUACAUAUGUUCAGGAAUCAGAAGUCUCCUCCACCAACAACUGAGUCUUAUGAGCUUGAAAGCUGUGGCUUUUUCCAGUCAUUUAUGUCGAACAAGUUAAACUUGAUUGUUGAACUUGACAUUACGAAAGGAGAUGCUUUUUUUGAACAGCUAUUGAUCAAUGGAUGGCUGAUAAAAUUGGUUCUUAAUUAUGGUCAUGUUGAGAGGCCAAUUGCCUUGUGGACUUUUGGCAAAGUGAUGUACUCAUCAGAUCAAGUGUUGAGCACGUCUGCAUGUGACUUCUGGUGUGAGAUUCUCGCAUCUGGGGAAAAGGUUAAGAUUGACUGGUUACCCUGCUUCUCCGAUAUAAAAACUGCACUUGAAGUAUACGGGUUUAAGCUGGAUUCACAAGAUAAUACAUCAUCGGAAGUAGUGACAACAGAUGAAGGUUCUUACUAUGGACAACCGCCUCAAAAUAUCAGAACCUGGAUCAAAUAUGUUGCUUCUUGUUUUCGAGUGAGGGGAAAAUAUCAAUUCUUCUCCAAUUCAGAAGCAGAAGAAUUGCUGGUUGAUGUUGGCUAUCUUUUCUUGGAUAGGCAUUUUAUGGGGUUGUCUGUCAUUUUAUCUGAAUGUUUGCUUUCAGCAGUUAGUUUCUUUACAGACGGUGAAUGGAACAUUAGCUGUGAGAAAAUUGCACAUUCCCUAGCUUACAGUAUACCUAAAGAUAUGAACUGCUUAAAGAUUGUGGAGAUCAUUCCUGCUGUUAAUGUACGUAGCAAGCACCUUCGCAGGACAGUAGCCUUUCACAUGCUCCAAGCUUCGUUUGAUAACAAGACUAGUAAUUCAGAAGGAAUGCUGAGAGUACUUGGGUCAAUUAGUAUGAAAGAUGAAAACAGUGACCUGUUUAAAGUGUACAUUCGCUUGAGUCUUGCAGAGAACUGGCUUUUGUGUAAUCCAUUGCUGGAGAUGCCGGCAAUGAGCAAAUUGUGGAAUAUUUUUCUCCGAAACUGCUCCUGUCAAAUAACUGUGUCCGAUAUAAGACCUUAUUCAUCAAAGGUUCGAAGCAAAGCUUCAUAUCUUCUGCAAGAUUACACCAUCAAAUGACUUCACCCAAAUAAGGUGGGAUCUUGAAAUGACGAACCACCUAAAAGGAAGACCUUCCUGAAAUAUUCUCUUUUUCUCAAAGGGUAUGUAUGAACUAAGGACUAUUGAAGGAGGGCAAUGGGAUCCACACGGCAAAGAAAAGAAAAGGAAGUUUUUUUGCAGUUGUUGUUGAAAGCCAUCAUUUUUUUCUUCUUUUGGUUUCCUCCACUCCAGACAUUUUUCAUCACCUCUUCUUCUUUUUAUAU